CUAAAUGCUUUUGUGCUUCUGUAAUGCAGUGGCAGGAUUAACUAAUAAUUGAUUGGUUGCCGUUAGAUUUUGUUUACAUAUUGAAUUUUGAUGUUCCUGAACAGAUUCAUUGAGUAGAGUCAAUUUGGCGAUGAAUAAGAACGUAUAUGAUGUGAUGUGAUUGCUUCAGUGUUCGUCGAUUGCAUUUAGUGGCUUCUAUUCCAGUAAUUCCCUGAAGAUCCUGUUAUGUUUCCAAGAAGAACUACAUUAAUGGCUGACGCUAUAGUACCAGUUUUUGACAGCUUUGCUGAUAGUGAGAGCAAAGAGAACAGCCCACCCAUUAAGUUGGGAUUGGCGAAAACGCUUCAAGGUGGGGUCAUUGUGGAGGUCACCAAUGCAGAACAAGCAAAAAUAGCAGAGGAAGCUGGAGCUUCCUGUAUUGUUAUUUACCCUGGUAGAUUUCGCACGCGUGAUCUAUCUCAUGCUUGUCAAAUCAAGCAAGCAGUCUCAAUUCCGGUGAUGGCAAGAGUCCGUAUAGGACAUUUUGUUGAAGCCCAGAUUCUGGAAGCAGUUGGAGUUGACUACAUUGAUGAGAGCGAACUUCUGGGUAAUGCUGACAAUGAAAACUACAUUAAUAAGCAUAAUUUUCGAAUACCAUUUGCUUGUGGGUGCAGCAAUUUCAAUGAUGCAUUGGCAAGGAUAACGGAAGGUGCAGUCAUACUUUGGAUCCAGGGAGAAGUAUCUAGGUGGAACUUGCCUGGGUUUAAUGACAUUGCUGAGACGGUUAGGAAUGUUAGGUCAAUGAUGAAAGAGACAAGAAACUUAACGAACACCAACGAAGAUGAGGUUUUCUCAUUUACAAAGAAGGUGAUGGCGUCUUAUGAUCUUGCAGCGGAAAUUAAGCGCAUGGGUAAGCUUCCAGCAAUGCAAAUUGCAUCAGGAGGCAUCAAGACUCCUGCUGAUGCAGCACUCAUGAUGCAACUGGGAUGUGAUGGCGUGCUUGUUAGAUUGGAAAUUUUUCGAUCAGAAGCAUACAUAUCAGACUUUUUUUACAGUUCAAACCCAUAUAGACCAGACAUUUUAUACAGUUCAAAUCCAUAUAAGCGAAUUCGUGCAAUUGUUCAGGCUGUUAAGCACUACAAUAAUCCCAGUAUAUUGGCAGAAUGUAGCUAUGGGUUGGAUGAUACCAUCGCAGAGGAUGAUUAUAGCGUUGAAAAUUGAUCUGGUAAUCUGAUGUGUCCCUCUGGUCUUUUAUUUGCAUUUCAGUUCAUUUCUUUGAUGUUAGAAGAAUUCUCAAUAUGUCAUAUUAAAUAUCAAUUGUAAAUGGAUUCUAUCAACCAAUUGAAUGCUGUUACAAAAAUAAUAAAAUUAAAUGCCUGUUCAAUA
Hevea brasiliensis (rubber tree) is the source of this 1365-nucleotide messenger RNA. Its product is annotated as pyridoxal 5'-phosphate synthase-like subunit PDX1.2. Lineage: Eukaryota; Viridiplantae; Streptophyta; Magnoliopsida; Malpighiales; Euphorbiaceae. Gene Ontology annotation, biological process: amino acid metabolic process; pyridoxine biosynthetic process; pyridoxal 5'-phosphate biosynthetic process. Gene Ontology annotation, molecular function: amine-lyase activity. The record is from RefSeq and is a predicted model, not a curated record. The transcript is spliced from 2 exons. Bases 226 to 1200 code for a protein of 324 amino acids.